Micropterus salmoides (largemouth bass) is the source of this 1675-nucleotide messenger RNA. Its product is annotated as lysophosphatidylserine lipase ABHD12-like. Gene Ontology annotation, cellular component: endoplasmic reticulum membrane. Gene Ontology annotation, molecular function: monoacylglycerol lipase activity; phosphatidylcholine lysophospholipase A1 activity. The transcript has 14 exons. The record is from RefSeq and is a predicted model, not a curated record. The coding region runs from base 208 to 1380 and encodes 390 amino acids. NCBI's taxonomy places the organism in Eukaryota, Metazoa, Chordata, Actinopteri, Centrarchiformes, Centrarchidae. Gene Ontology annotation, biological process: phosphatidylserine catabolic process; monoacylglycerol catabolic process.
UCCUGCAGGUGGGCGGGGGAACAAAAACGUCUUUGUGCUUCAGCAGAACCGGUUCAGCAGGUCUGGACCAGACCUACAGGUCCUGGUUUUUGUGUCUCAGGGUCCCCUGUCGGAAGUGGAUCAGGUCUACAAGUUCACGUUCGUCAUAAAAGUUUUGUGUUUGUGUCUGCGGGGCGCCGUCUGUACGCUCACUCUGUUGUACUCUUGAUGAGAAAGCGGACACCGACCGCGGAGCGUGACAGCGGGACCACCGGCACUCUGCUGGACAGCGUCCCGGACCUGAAGCAGCGCCCCGGCAGCGGAGCAGCGGGGCCCGCAGCGGGCGGCCGGCAGGGCCCGGGAGAGGAGGGGAGCAUGGGGAAGCCGUUCCGGAGGUUGGGUCUGCUGGGGAAGCUGAAGAGGACGGCGCUGUGGCUGCUGGUCGUCUACAUCUCUGUCCCCGUCAUCAUCAAGCUGUUUCCGUCCAUCCAGGCCAAACUCGUCUUCCUGAACUUCGUGAGGAUGCCGUACUUCAUCGACCUGCAGAGACCUCUGGACCAGGGACUGAACCACACACACAACUUCUACCUGGAGUCUGAGCCGGGCCUGAGGAUCGGAGUCUGGCACACGGUUCCUGCUCAGAUGUGGAGAGAAGCUCAGGGGAAACAAGGAGACUGGUACGACGCCACGCUUAGCUCCGCCCACAAGGUCAUCCUCUAUCUCCAUGGAAACGCAGGGACUAGAGGAGGAGACCACAGAGUCCAGCUGUACAAGGUCCUCAGCUCGUUGGGACACCAUGUGGUCACGUUUGAUUACAGAGGCUGGGGCGACUCAGAGGGCUCUCCAUCAGAGGUGGGGAUGACAUCAGACGCUCUCUUCAUCUACGAUUGGCUGAAACGGCGGCUGGACGCCAAAACGCCGCUUUACAUCUGGGGACACUCUCUGGGGACGGGAGUCGCCACCAACCUGGUCAGACGGCUGUGUGACAGAGGAAGUCCUCCCGACGCUCUGAUCUUAGAGUCUCCGUUCACCAACAUCAGGGAGGAGGCGCGGAGCCACCCCUUCGCCAUGGUGUACAGGUACCUGCCUGGCUUCGAUUGGUUCUUCCUGGACGCCAUAACAGCCAACAACAUCCGCUUCGCCAGCGAUGAGAACGUGAAUCACAUCUCCUGUCCUGUGCUGAUCCUCCACGCCGAGGACGACAGCGUGGUUCCUUUCCACCUGGGCAAGAAGCUCUACAACAUGGCCUCCCAGUCUAAGAGCCUCAGCGGUCACAAGGUCCAGUUCGUCCCUUUCUCCUCCUCUCUGGCCUACAAGCACAAGUUCAUCUACAGGAGCCCGGAGCUGCCAAACAUCCUCAGUGAUUUCCUCGGCACAGCUCACCAACCGAUGGAGGAUUAAGGCUGAAGACGGUUUCCCGGUCGGACCGAACAUUCUCGCAUGAACACAUCAUUCCUUUGUCUUUCUGCGUCACACCAACACGGGGUUACCAUGGAGACUGGUGACUUUUAUCACUGUGGCGUGACGAGGAAGACGCCGAUCAGAGACGUGAAGACGCCUCUGGUUUGAUCCUGCACUGAGCUCCAUUCUUGACCAUCUGUGUCAUUUUCUUUUACUUCUGACUUGUUUUGAAAUGACUUCUCAGUUUGAAGGCCUGUUAUGACUUGAAUUAUGAAUUAAAGAUUUCUUGUUUUAA